Molecule: messenger RNA, 1889 nt
Organism: Gigantopelta aegis
Lineage: Eukaryota; Metazoa; Mollusca; Gastropoda; Neomphalida; Peltospiridae
Product: ankyrin repeat domain-containing protein 50-like
Exons: 5
Molecular function (GO): protein binding
Source: RefSeq, a predicted model, not a curated record
AAUAUCCUGAAAUUAAUACUAAAGAGAAGGGAUGGACGGACUGCCCUAAUGCUAGCAGUCAAUAUGGUCAUACCCAAGUUGUUGAGCUAUUGCUGAAAGAACAUGCUGACGGUAAUACUCAGAAAGAAGAUGGAUGUGAUAUUGAACUGAACCCUGGACCUAAAACAGAGGGCAGUACAGCACUUAUGUUAGCUAGUAAAGGUGGACAUGAACAAGUUAUACAAACACUAGUAUCAUCUGGAGCUAAUGUUAACAUUCAAGAUAACAAUGGCUACACUGCAUUAAUGCUAGCAUCCUCAUCUUGUGGACAUACAGAGACAGUACAAGUCCUCCUACAAGCAGGAGCUAAUGUACAUAGUACAGACAAUGAUGGGUACAGUCCACUAGUAUAUGCUAUAACAGGACACAAGUCACUUCAAGUGAUAGAACAACUACUUAAAGCUGGUGCUCAACCUAAUAUCUUUAUUAAUGACCAGAGUAUUGUUGAUAAAGUAAGAGAAGAAGGAAGAGAAGAUAUCUGUAAAUUUUUACAACAGUUUAAUGUUAUGAAGAUCAAGAAAAGUGAGGAAGAGGUACUUGAACAACUCUUGAGAAUCUGUGAUAGCUUUACAAUUCUUAAAGAAGCAAUUCUAUCAAGUCUACAGAAACUAAUAACAGAAGAAACUGUUCUCAUUGUUGAUGUCAUAGAAUUUCUUCAUCAUUAUCUUGGCGACACUGAAUUAAAGGUGGACAAUAUAGACCAACUCUUCAAUGUUCUUCAACCUCAUUACUAUUUCUUAAAUGUAGACCUAUUAAGGAAAAUAGUAGAUAAGUUUCUUGGAGCUAGUGAAAAUGGUGAUUUCCAGGUUGUUGAGCUACUACUUAAAGAACAUGCUGACAUUAAUACUCAGAACAAAAAUGGAUGGACUGCCCUAAUGCUAGCUAGUGAAAAUGGUGAUUUCCAGGUUGUUGGACUACUACUUAAAGAACAUGCUGACAUUAAUACUCAGAACAAAAAUGGAGCGACUGCCCUAAUGAUAGCUAGUCAAAAUGGUCAUCACCAGGUUGUUGAACUAUUACUUAAAGAACAUGCUGACACUAAUACUCAGAACAAAAAUGGAGUAACUGCCCUAAUACUAGCUAGUCAAAAUGGUCAUCAUCAGGUUGUUGAACUACUACUUAAAGAACAUGUUGACAUUAAUACUCAGAACAAAAAUGGAGUGACUGCCCUAAUGCUAGCUAGUCAAAAUGGUCAUCACCAGGUUGUUAAACUACUACUUAAAGAACAUGAUGACAUUAAUAAUCAGGAAAAAGAUGGAUGGACUGCCCUUAUGUUAGCUAGUCAAAAUGGCCAUUUCCAGGUUGUUGAACUAUUACUUAAAGAACGUGCUGACAUUAAUACUCAGAACGAAAAAGGAGAGACUGCCCUAAUGCUAGCUAGUUUAAAUGGUCAUACACGGGUUGUUGACCUACUACUUAAAGAACAUGCUGACAUUAACAUUAAGAAAGAAAAUGGAGAUACUGCCCUAAUGCUAGCUAGUUUAAAUGGUCGUACUCAGGCUGUUAAACUACUUCUCCAAUGGAAUGCAGAUGUUAAUAUUCAGCCUAAAGGUUAUGGUUACAAUGCGUUAAUGAUGGCCUGUUUAAGUGGACAUCUUGAAGUUGUGGAAUGUUUAUUACAAUCACAAGUAGAUCCUCACAUUUUAGCAUAUAAUAAAGCAACAGCAUUUUCAUUAGCAGCUUUUAGUGGUAACAGAGACCUUGUUAAUAUGCUUUUAGACAAAGUUAAACCCACUACUAAAGAGAUUGAAAAAGCAGUUGUUGAGUCUUGUUUUGGUGGUCACCCUACUCUCAUUACCUUCUUCUCAAACAAACUUCCAUACUCACUGAUGACCAGAGAGAACUACUAG